AUGCUAGAGUCGUUUCUGCUGCCGCGCAUAAAUUUAGCGCUAUCAAAUAUAUUUGAGGACCUCGAAGCCCAUCAGGUGGACGCAUCAAUACUGAAUGGCUUCUUGAUUCUGCGGAACUUGAAACUCAAGCGCGAUGCUUUGGCAGCACUUUCGCUGCCUAUCGAUGUGACCUAUGGGCACGUAGGAAAGUUAGAAAUUAAGCUUAAAUUGUGGCGACUGUUAUCGGAGCCCAUUACGGUGUGCGCUGAAGAUAUACUGAUCAUCAUCACCAGCCAGCCCCCCUCUGACUGGAAUGUCGAGAGAGAAGAGCGUGUCCGAGAUCAACAUCGCAAUCUCAUUCUUUUGACAGAUGAAUGUCUGACAUAUGCACGAGAGGAAUCAGGUCUUCCAUGUGUGUUACAGCGGGCGGCUUACGCGAUUAUUCAAAGAAUCAGGCUAUCUCUAACUAGGCUCGAAUUGAGGUUAGAAGACACAGAAACGGACUCAAAACGUCAUUUUGCUCUCGGCAUGCGUGUCUCACGUUUGUUUAGCCUUCGCUGCGCCUCCGCUUGGGAAGAAGGCCCUGCACUUGAGUCGGAAACAACACCAACUCACAGCAGGACUGCUGAUUCCCGAGCCUCCCUAGGGCAUGAUUCUCAAGGUUGGUUUGGCUGGAUAGUGGACUUCCACGGACGCAAAGAAAAGAGUGCAAUUACUUCUACUGAGGGGAUCGCUCAGUCAUUCUACCUGAAAACAAUCCUUGAAGACGCUUCUGUUUACUUGGACCCUCUCAACGACGACCAUCACCGCAGAUCAUGGCUCCCAUACCCAGCAGCAUUUAGAGAGGAGAUCCUCGAUAACUUGAGUCAACUACUUGUAACAGAGAAACCGUGCCUCAGUACAGACGAAUCUAGGCUUCCCAUCCCUCUUGCAUUCCCAGAACAAGGUGCGGGGACGGGUUGUGCAACUCCUGUGCCUCUAGGUACACUUAGGGAAGUCUUUGAAGGCAGAAGAAAGCAAAAGGAGCAAACGUCGGACACGCUAGAUGACCGAUACGCAUCAGCGUUACAGCCGUCACAUCAGCGAAAGUCUGUCACGAGAUGGAGGGGCUGUGGCCGCCUGCGAUUAGGUCAGGCAGAGGCUACUCGUCCUACUGAAGAGCCAGCCGACGUUCGCUGUAGUUCUACUCACCGAGCCACAGCAAGACCAUCCGGUGCAGCUAAUGUACACGUGGCAUAUCCCGAGGAGAGCAGCAAAACCGUCACGGGAUUAUUACGAUUUAGCGACUUGUACUGUCCAACAGAGCUAUGGAAAGUAGCUAGCCUUCAAUCCACCAAUCAUAUGUAUAUUCUGAAACCAGGCGAGGUGCAACUGCGAGCAAGGGAGGCUAGUCCGUCACAAGAGGAACUAAUGAGGUAUAGACUUGCGUGGAGACGCCAUCUUCUGACCAACGCUUUGGUAGCAACAGGCGGGGGUAGAAAGUCAGAGCUACAGAAACAAGAUAUUCAGAAGAAGGAGUUCCUUAAUAAUACUUUGGUGAGUUCUUUUGAUUUUGGACCUGCGAAAACGGCAGAUGAGGACUUCAUUCGACUCUUCGAGGCCAAAUAUUGGCCUACAGUGAUCAUUCCAGCAAGGCAACAGGUCCUUCAGGAUUUGCAGCGACAAAUCCGCCUUGGCCAUUGUAAAGAGGUUUACCUUUCUUACCAGCAGAGGAAUACCUUGGAGAUGUCAAUAGGGCUUUCUGAAGCAGCACCGCUUACUCCACAAUCCAAGCGUGGGGAGGAGGGCAUCGAAGAAGUCCAUGAAUACACGGAUGUAUCUGAUAUUCAAGUAGACCCAGGCAUAUUGCACGAAGUGGAGGAGAUGGCGUACGCACUGGGAGCCAAAAUAACUGUGCCCGCCGAAGCAGAUCCGAAUUUUGUGAAGUGCAUUGAACAAAUGCAAUUUCAGCGGUUCUCGAAGAGCUUUGAAUUCGCCCUUCAGCUUGACCACCUUCAGUUGACCCUUGGACCUGAUUAUGAGGCUCCUGCAUUCAUUUGCAUGGCUGUGGGCAAAAUGCACGCUCAGGUUGCAGCGUACUACGAUCUCCGUACGUCUGCAGUUGCCGCUUUCAAUUCCAUUCAAAUAAGGGACAACCUUAUGCCCAAUCUGCCUCAUUGUUUUUCAGUCUCAAGCCAAGCGUGUGCCAAAGCUCUCAACUCUUCGGAAAAAGUCUCUGACCAUGCCGCUUUUUCAAAAGACCGGGAAAAUAUCCAGUCUUCAGACACCUUCAUAUCUUCCCAUGAUGACGAACACACUAGAGAUACUUUUCUUAGCGGCACACCACCAUUGUGCACGUUUCAUCCAACAGAACAACCUUGCAUCCCAAAGUGGAAUAACACGUGCACAUGGCCAGCAGGAUGCUGCCCAUUCAAGACUCCAACGGAGCUAUUCACGAAGCCUAAGAGCAAAAAGCAAGAAUCCCGAAAUGAUCUAGGAGGAGGGUGGAUACGUUUUGAGAAAGUUUUUGUACCUCUAGAGGGUGUACCAGAUUUGGUCCUUUACAUGCAGACUCAUGGCUCACUUUUCUGCACAGUAACACCAGAUGCAGUAUUAAAACUUGCACAGGUACUUCAGGGCUCAAUACAGCUGGCUGAAAGGAGUACGAUCCUAGAGGCCACGAGCGAACGGGUGCAAGAGGCACUGCGUCAUAAUGAGCUAUUUAUGGCCCGGUCACAUCUGUAUGCAGCCGACCACCAAACAGUUGAUAUAUGUAUUGACAUUCCCAUAUCCCAUCAGCUGCUUCUUCCAUUCAGUAAAAAAGAGCCCGAAUGCCCAGGAAUUCUGCUUCGGUCUGGAGUGAUAUCUGUGGAUACCUACACGCGGCGUCCCGAUAUUCAGAAUUCCAAGUUGCCCCGCGACGCCCCAAUCAAAAGAUACGAUAGAUAUACAGUCACAAUCACGGGUGCCUCUGUUGAGCGCGUGCCAAACUGCCUAGACUUUCUGCGCAGGUUUCAGGGUACUGAGAACUCUGAUGCCUGCUCUUACUGCAAAGGAGAUUCAACGCGACGCCAUACGAUUCGUUCUGCAGCAACCACAAUUCAUGGCGGUCCAUCAGAUCCAUUUGCAUUCUCAAAAGAAUUUCGCUGGUGUACCAAGCCACAGGGUGGCGUUACUGAUGGUGUACGGGCUCGAGAACCCGUGAACAUACAUGUGGGUAGUGAAAGUGAAGAGAACACCAUGGGUGCUAGUCAAGACGCAGUGAUAUCCAAUGAUCCAUCCCACUUUUGUGUUGGAGAUACGUCACAAGCCUUCCUUAUUUGGCCAACCAGCAUAGAAGGCUGUGUUGACCUCUGCCAUGCUUUUAAUUAUCCGGAUCUCCCAGCAUUCUGCGUGACUCUACAGGACCAACAAUACAGUGGUGUCUAUAUUACUCUGAGCGACGAAGAUAUCAUUGCCCUCGCUGGGUACUUUGCAGAGCUCCAGACCUUGGUUCAGGCCCUUUCUACGCUAUGGAACCCUCAUUCAGAGGCAGAAGAUGUCAUUUUUACAAACCCCGUCUCCUCAGAUAGUCCUGUUCAAAUGCCGGCCCAGGGAGUCAAGAGAUCUGUUGAUGUUGCAACAGAGCGGCUAGACAUACACAACAAAGAAAAGAAGGUUCGUUUACAUGGGCAUAAUAAUGACCCGAUUGCAUUUGUCUAA
Cyclospora cayetanensis is the source of this 3660-nucleotide messenger RNA. RefSeq lists its product as uncharacterized. The record is from RefSeq and is a predicted model, not a curated record. The transcript is spliced from 4 exons. Lineage: Eukaryota; Apicomplexa; Conoidasida; Eucoccidiorida; Eimeriidae. Bases 1 to 3660 code for a protein of 1219 amino acids. Gene Ontology annotation, biological process: protein retention in Golgi apparatus; protein targeting to vacuole. Gene Ontology annotation, cellular component: extrinsic component of membrane.